AUGCAGCUAACAAGAUAUGUUAAGAUAUGUGAGACUGAGGAUGACCAGCCAAUCGAGGUGCCUCUGGAAGACGAUGACACUCUUUUACUAUCAACAUUAACCGCUCAGUUCCCAGAUUGCACGGGACUUAAGUACAGGUCUGGCGACUCAGGGUGCUAUCGUGGUGUUCGUCUUUUGGAUGACCGUUUAUUUCCUCCCACUGAUGGACAAUGGCAUGGAAACACUUUUUGUUGUGUCUUUCCAAAAUGUUCCAAGAGGAAAGCAGAUGAAUACUCGUUAGAUUCCAAAAUGAAGCUAAAACGUUUCGAUAAAAAAACAUGUACGGACUUGAUAGUGUUAAACUUGCCUUGGCGGGCAGAUGAAGAUACUUUACGCGACUACUUUAGCCAGUACGGCGACCUUGUCAUGAUCCAGAUCAAACGAGACCCAGUAACCCAGCAAAGCAAGGGAUAUGGAUUUAUCCGCUUCGCUGAUUAUACGGCUCAAGUUAUGUGUUUGGCUGAACGACAUACCAUUGAAAAUCGACAGUGCGAUGUCCGCAUUCCUAUAUCAAAGAUGGAGGGUGACCGUCAAGAAGUUUCCCGAAAAGUUCACAUUGGAAGGUUAACAGAAGAUAUUAGUCCCGAAGCUCUGCGUCAGCAUUUCUCCCAAUAUGGAAGAGUAUCUGAUGUUUUCAUACCGAAACCCUUUCGAUCGUUCGCCUUCAUUACGUUCGAUGACCCCGAGGUCGCAGCUUCUUUGUUAGGCAAGGACCAAGAAAUUCAAGGUGUUCGUAUAAGCGUUGGUUCUGCAGUUCCCAAGCUCCCUCCUUCUGCUCGUCAAAAUAACACUAAUCAACGAAUCCCAGUUACCUCGAUGCAAGCUGCUCUUCAGUCAACAAUGUUGGGAACUCAACAAUGGGGUGCUUGGCCACCAGCUUAUGGGGGUAUGGUUCAGAAUAACCGAUAUGGAGGCCAACAUUCUUCCGGUAAAGGUGGAAGUCGAAACGGAUCAAUGGGGGGAAUGAAUCCAGCAGCUGCAGCCGCUGCUGCUGUUUUAGCCGCAGAAUAUACUCGUGUUCAUCAUACCCGAAACUCAGGUACCCCAGCAAAUGGGCAACCAGAAUACAACGGAGUAUCUGUGGAUUCUUCAAAUUCUGCUGCACUUGCUACGAUGAAUAUUCUAAGUAAUCCGAAUGUAGUAGCCGCCAUAGUUAGCGCUGCCACUGGAGCUGGCAAUACUUCUAUGCUUGGCAAUUCUGGUGCACUCUAA
Molecule: messenger RNA, 1251 nt
Organism: Schistosoma rodhaini
Lineage: Eukaryota; Metazoa; Platyhelminthes; Trematoda; Strigeidida; Schistosomatidae
Source: the annotation of a GenBank genome assembly